AUGACACACGAGAAAGUAAUUUUAGUUACCGGUGGCUCUGGCCUUGUAGGAAAGGCAAUCGAGUGGGUCAUUGAAAAUGAUAAAGGAAAAUAUGGUAAAGGUGAAGGUGAAAAAUGGGUUUUCCUCACAAGUAAAGAUGGUGAUUUGAGGUCUAUAGAAGCCACGCGUGCUAUCUUUGAAAAAUAUAAGCCAACGCAAGUGAUACAUUUGGCAGCUCUCGUUGGUGGUCUUUUCAAAAAUAUAAAAUAUAAAUUGGAUUUUUUAAGAGAUAAUUUAUUAAUCAAUGAUAACGUUUUGCAUACUGCUCAUGAACAUAAAGUUGAGAAAGUUGUUUCGUGCCUUUCUACGUGCAUCUUUCCCGACAAAACAACAUACCCAAUCGACGAGACGAUGAUUCAUAAUGGACCUCCACAUGAGUCCAAUUUUGGUUACGCGUACGCAAAGAGAUUAAUAGAUUCCCAAAAUAAAGCAUAUAAUGAUCAAUUUGGUGAUAACUUCACUUCAGUUAUUCCAACAAAUGUAUUUGGUCCUCAUGAUAAUUAUGAUUUACAAGAUUCCCAUGUGAUUCCUGGGUUGAUUCAUAAAUGUUAUCUUGCUAAAAAAAACGGAACACCUUUUGUUGUCGCUGGAACUGGUAAACCUCUACGCCAGUUCAUUUAUUCACGUGAUUUGGCAAAAUUAUUUAUCUGGGUAUUGAGGGAAUAUAAAGAAAUUGAUCCUAUUAUUUUAUCAGUUGGUGAAAAAGAUGAAGUAUGCAUUAAAGAUGUAGCCGAUGCCAUUGUAAAAGCUGUUGGCUUUGAAGGGGAAUAUAGCUUUGAUACUUCCAAGUCCGAUGGACAAUAUAAAAAGACAGCUAGCAACGCAAAAUUAAUGAAAUAUCUUCCUGAUUUCCAAUUCACACCUUUUGAAGUUGCCGUGAAAGAAUCUACAGAUUGGUUCAUUCAAAAUUACGGAAAUGCUCGUACUGGGAACCCAUAG
Molecule: messenger RNA, 978 nt
Organism: Funneliformis caledonium
Lineage: Eukaryota; Fungi; Glomeromycota; Glomeromycetes; Glomerales; Glomeraceae
Source: the annotation of a GenBank genome assembly